GUGCUCGACACCCCGGCUAGUUGAUUCAUGGAUCCAACGAUGGAUAACAUUUGAUUUCAUAUAAAAGCACUUCGAUCUGAGCCACGACUUAGUAAAAUGCUUCCAAUGACCAUCUGGAUAGUAACGGUUGCAAUUCUUCUCCUCGAACUGGUGGGGGCCCUUGCUGGUGGUUCGUACUGCCGCAGUGAGCUCUGUCCACAUGGAGGACCUCAUGUUGGCUGCAAUCCACCCUCCUCAUCCGGUGGACCGACCUGCAAUGGUAUGCAGAAAGCCAAGAAAGUCAACCUAAACCAAUUCCAAAACUUCAUACUGGACGAGCACAAUCUUAACCGCUCUAACAUCGCGCUCGGUCGACUUCGUCCUUAUCCGUCGGCUGCCAAGAUGCCAACACUCACCUGGGACGCAGAAUUAGCAGAGUUGGCUGACGCCAAUGCGCGCUCGUGUGUAUACGGCCACGAUAGAUGCCGUGCCACUGAUAAGUUCCCGUACGCCGGACAGAACAUCGCCAUCACGCGCUUCUACGGGUAUCAGUUCAAGGAGAAAGACCUCAUGCACAAGUUCAUCUCGAGUUGGUGGGGCGAGUAUAUGGAUGCCCGGCCGCAGCAUAUCACCAAGUAUCCGAUGUCGUACAGUGGACCAGCGAUUGGCCAUUUCACGCAGAUUGCCAGCGAUCGUAGCACGAAGGUUGGCUGCUCCAUGUGGUACUGGAAGGAUGGACAGUUCGACGUGUACUAUUUCGUAUGUAACUACUCGUUUACGAACAUCAUGGACCGAUCUGUGUACCAAGCCGGCCCACCAGCGUCAAAAUGCAAACGAGGUCGUAACUCAAAGUUCCCUGGCCUGUGUAACCCCGGAGAGGUGCCUCGUACAAUCAUGGAUCCGUAAUGAGACUUCUUGUUCAAUAUAAUGCAAGUGCUGUUGAUUCUUUGAGAAAUUUCAAUGAACUAUUCUAGAGCCAAAAAAGUGAGAAAAUUCAAUCAAUAAAUUUGAAACUAAUUAAUGAUAGAUAGCACAACAAGUAGAACAUGCUGUUUCGUUUAAGAAGAAGAUCUAAAAUACAUUCAAAAAAGGAGAAGAAACUCGU
Molecule: messenger RNA, 1084 nt
Organism: Anopheles nili
Lineage: Eukaryota; Metazoa; Arthropoda; Insecta; Diptera; Culicidae
Product: antigen 5 like allergen Cul n 1-like
Exons: 3
Coding region: 97-885 (262 amino acids)
Source: RefSeq, a predicted model, not a curated record